AUGUACGUUUACCAUGAUAAACUUUGGGUGGCUGUGUUACGGAAUCCUCCAACGAUUUUACAACACGAUCACGAAAUAUUUGAUUUAGUAGACGAUUUAGAAAAUGCAGAAGGGGAAGAUGUAACUUUUUAUUCAUGGCUCGGAGUAGAACCUACAGCCAACGAGAAAGAAAUUAAUAAAGCGUAUCGUAAAUUAUCUUUAACUUUACACCCGGAUAAAAAUCCUGAUAAAGAUAGCAAAGAAAGAUUUUCUAGAUUAGGUUUAAUAGGUGCAAUUUUGCGUAAUUCAGAGUCAAGAGAACGAUACAAUUUUUUUCUAAAGAAUGGAGUACCAAAAUGGCGUGGUACUGGCUAUUAUUAUAACCGUCAUAGACCAGGACUUGAAUCGAGAGAAAUCGCCUGUGGUAAAAGAAUGAAAAAACAAAACACCAGGAAAAAAAUUUUUGUUAAUGAAAAGAAUUUCAUUGUUGAUUAUGAUAAUGUUUUCUUGUUGACUAAAGAUGGCGAACAAUUUAUUAUGGAUGAGAAUGAAAUCGAGAAACCAAGAAUUUUGAAUAUUUUUAAAUAUUAA
Messenger RNA from Entrophospora sp. SA101, 570 nucleotides. NCBI's taxonomy places the organism in Eukaryota, Fungi, Glomeromycota, Glomeromycetes, Entrophosporales, Entrophosporaceae. The record is from the annotation of a GenBank genome assembly.